This is a messenger RNA of Parathielavia appendiculata, 2781 nucleotides long. RefSeq lists its product as uncharacterized. The record is from RefSeq and is a predicted model, not a curated record. Lineage: Eukaryota; Fungi; Ascomycota; Sordariomycetes; Sordariales; Chaetomiaceae. The coding region runs from base 1 to 2781 and encodes 926 amino acids. The transcript is spliced from 9 exons.
AUGGCAUUUUUCACCGAGUUCUACCUGACCACAGUGUGGAACUUCAAGCCGAAUGUUGUCCGCCGAGUAAUUGAUGAUUUUGCUGGCAUGGGACUGGCCCAGGCCGAGUUCACCUACGACAGCGAGUACGGGUGGUUUAAGGUCACCUGUCUUGAGGAGCAUGCAAGCGAGAUUCGUAACAAAUUUGUCAUAUUGGCUUGCGCAAUUGAAGGCAAUGCGUUCGACACCUAUGAGGACGGAAUGUUGGAAACGAACGAUACGCUCCGGGUACAUCUCCUCCACAGAGCCACCGUCGACCACGAGUGGUUUACGCAACUGUCAGACACUGCCACGACCCGCGGAAUUGACGAGCCCUCCGCAUCGUCCUGUCUUUCUCAGCCGCUGACUGAAUCCUCGCGCACUGCCCUAUGGGACGACCUCGACAAAAACAACGAGCCAUACACGGUUCACCAGAUCAUGACCGUGAGUGAGCGUGAUCAGAUCCAAGAGGAUCUGCGCGUCGAACUGUCCUCACGUCUCGCCGGAAAACUAGUGUAUAUCACUGGUCAGAGCGAGGAGUUCAUCCGCAAAGCUCGGGAUAGACUCAGAGUCAUGUUGGCCAUCGAGUUGGAGGAGUCCUACAAGAUAAUCUAUCAGCAGGCAGCCUCAAUCCGAAUUUGCCCUUGGUCUCCUCAGCGGGGUUCUGUCCGAGACAGGGACAGGACGAUGCUGGGAAAUCGGCCUACCAUCUUCACCAGGACUCUUGACCUGCUUACAUUUUCCGCCGACGAGUUCAUCUUGCCUGAACAGCGUGGCAUGGUGAAGGCCACCAGCAAGGUUGAGACCUGGAUUGAGAAUGUUGAGGCCCAAGCCGACGCUGCCACCGACACUGCACAAUCCAUCCUCAAUGUCCAAGGUGCUAGCCAGCCUUCACCAGCACUCGCGGAUGAAGAUCUCAUCAAUUUUGAAGAGAAGCCGGCAACAUCCCACCGUGGACCUGCGAUUGGGGCAUCGACUGGAAAGCCAGACACGACUCUCUUGGAUGAUAACAACCCCAUCCCAUCUUUAUCCCAAGACUUUUCGGCACUCCGGGGCGAACCAGGUACGUUAGGUGCGAGUACUACGUCCAAUCACCUGCUCACCGAGCCCGAAACCGGCCACGACUGCCUCGUCGACAUGCUGGCUGCCGUAGCCACUCCCGUCUUUGAGGGUGCUUCUACGUCGAAAGUCUGCUGGCAAAUACGUCCUCUUGUUCCCCCGCCUUCGGAAUUUGAGGAAGAUGGUAGUAGCACAGCUAACUGGGAAGAAUACCUUUCAGUGUUGGAGAAGAGCCCAAGGCGAAGUGGGAAGGCAGCAACACACUCUCAAACAGAUCAGCGGCGUCCGCAGCAGAAGAUGACAGCGGAUAUAAAUGGCAUCGAUGCGCAGCCUACACCGACGCCAGAUCAAGAUCCCGAUACAAGAAUCCCCAUUUCCUUGCUCACCACCGAAGCGUUCAUCAAGAGAAUUGAAAGCGCUACGGCCAGAGUGCUGUCUAUGAGCCCUUACAGGCGCGGCAGGCUUGUAGCGAGAGCCGAGUUUGGUCGCAUCAUUCUGGAACACGGCUUGGUGAGGAGGCUAACUCGGGAUUUCGGCAAGAACCAGGACAUCCACUUCACCAACAUCCUAUCGACAUAUGCCUGCGACGUGAAGGACAUGAUCAAUAUGACGGCAAACGGAGCUCGUCUUUGGAAGGAGAAUCCCACCCGCGCUUGGACUACCUACUCUUUCCACUGCUCUCUGAACGCCACUCAUAAACCUCGUCGUUUCGUUGUCGACAUUGAGGAUGAUGGCGCCUCAAGUGGCUUCUCCUUUCUGAUCCGUCUGCCCAGCGAUGUUUCCGACAAAGGUGAGCAAAUGCCCGUCUACAUCCAUGCAAUCCGUCGUCAUUGGGACUUGCGGAUUACGGUGCCCCAUGCUAGGCAGGAGGGUGUAUCGGGGGCGUACCUUUCUCUUGCCACGACGCUGCUGCAGUCUUUGAGCGUCUCGUUUACCGAAAAGGGUUUGCCACUGCUCUGCUUCGCGGUGAGGAAGGACUUUCACGUGGCUGUCAAUGAGGUUCGCGUCCUGACCAAGUGGCGCCAUGCCAGCCUGAGCGGCAAGAGCGCCUUCGAAAUUACGGAAGUUCAGCAGAUGGAGAUGGUGCCCUGCUCUGAAGGUGUCUACUCCGGUUAUGGUGAUUCAUGGGAAGGGAAGCUCGCCCGUCCCUGGCCCAGCCGGAGAAUUCGAGACAACCGAGCCAAAGGAGAGAUCCCAAGGUGGUACGAGGCUGCCGUGGUUUCUCUCGAGUUGGAGAAGUGCCGCCGGCAGAACAUUGCCUUGAGGGUCGGCGAGAAGGCCAACUGGGCCGUGCAGGACCUAAAAGCCCGCGGGGUCUUUUCCACUCUGUAUGAGCCAGCCUUGCAUAUGGUGGCCCAGAUGGAUCAUGUAGGCAAACUGGACGACAACAAUUUGUCGCAGGCCUAUGGUCAUCUGCUGCAACGACCCAACAAUCCUGGCCACCAUAUGCCGGGGUGUUGUGGGCCUGUUGGAGUCGACGUUGGGAAUGGCGAGAUCAUUCUCCAGGGUGACGGACAUGGUGUUGACAUGGUCUACAAGGCCAUGAGGUGCAGGAUGAGCAGGAUGGGUACCAAGAAACUGAUGUGUGGGAUGAGCUGGAGGAAUGUUCCCGCUGACAAUUUUGAUUUGCUUUCCGGGCUGUGGAGUGCUGCUCGGAGGUUCAUGUCUGACGAUGGAUGCGGGCAUAGUCAUGUUGAUGGAUGA